AUGCAUUUCAAUGUACCGAAUUCAACAUCUCCUGUACUUUACACAAAUUUCAAUCUGAUAUAAAUUGAGAACAAUAUCACAAUUCACGGUUUUAGAAACGAAUCAUAUUAUUAUCACGGAAGUGAAGUAAGCAAACGAAAUUCAAGUAAAUUUUGGGUGUUUGUUGUAAAAAUGUGCAUUGACUUCAAACGCAUAAUAAGUGAAAGAGAAUUGUUUUUGUGUUAAUUCCAAUAAAAGGUCAUCAAUUGAAAAAAAACGGAACAUUUUUUUUUGCAACUGGUCCUACAAAUUAAAACGGCAACUUCAUUCCUAGAAUGUUAUGUUAAUUAUUCGAAGUAAUUUAUUUGCAACACAUUGAUUCGGUCAAUUCGGUUAAGAAGUGAAAGAAAAAAGAAUUAUUGUGUAAAAGUGAAGAAUAUAUGUUUUUUCUCUGUCGACAUUGUCGCGUUUUAUCUAUUCAAUUGUUAGCAGCCACACAUUUUAGAUACACUGGAUUGUAUCUUGUCAUCAAAAUCAGAACUGCUUUAGUGCCUAAAAAUUGAAAAAAAAAAUAGGAGACAUAUUUAAAUUGUUUAUUUAAGGCACCACAAGUUGUUUAUUUAGAAGCUCAAAAUUUAUUUAAAAAUUAAAAAAAAGAAUUAAAUAAAAUCAAAAACGUGGUAUUUCAUAUUUUAAAUGCAUACAAACUUUUGUAAAAAAAUUGUUAAUUCGUGUGUUUUGUUCGAAUAAAUUUGAUCGGAAAAAAGUGUGUUUGUACUAAAAGUGCUUCACCAAUAUAAUAGAAACGAAGGCAAAAUAUAGCAAACGCUUCAGGAAAGGCUGAUUAACCAAAUUGUAUCAUUUGGAAAACAGAAAUCGUCGCUUGCUUGAAUAAAGAAUUAGUUGAAAUUAAAUUGAAACGUUCAAUUCAAAACUUAAAUAAUUAAUUCACUGCAUAUGUAAAUUGAAUUACGGUAAAUCGUUGAAAAGAGAAUUUCGAGUUUCAACAUUUAAUUUAACGCUCCACAAAGCACACAUUAUCAGCAAUGAAUAAAAACAACCGAAAAAAUCGAACGGGUCCACCGAGACCUCAGCAGCGUGGCCGAUCAGCUGCUAUUGAAGGAGUAUAUAACAAUGUUCACUUUAUGCAUGCGAUCGCUUCACAGAUAGGAAACAUAGUUCAAAUUCAAACAAAAUCAGGAGCUAUUUUCGAGGGGAUCUUCUAUACAGUUUCACCACAUUUUGAAAUUGUAUUGCAGCUAGUGCACCGGAUUGAAAUUCCGGUUUCAUCAUCAUCAACUGGAUCGAAUAAUACACCAGUUAAUAGUAGUCUAACUAGUAGCGGUAAUUUGGAAUCUGGAUCACCGUUUGAUGACCACAAUGUGUCAUUGGAUGCAAUAUAUGAUGUUUUGAUAUUCAAACCGACAGACGUAGUUUUUUUCAAAGCCAAAGACGCCGAUUUAGAUUAUGCAACGAAAGACACUUUUCAAACAGAUACAGCUAUUUCCAAGUGUAAUGGAUCACGAUUCGAUGAAAAAGAACUGGAACCAUGGUCGUUUGAUGGUGAAAGUAAUUCGGUCAAUGGUGAUGCAGAUUGUAGCUUAGAAUUGGAUAACAAUGCAAAUGGUUGGGAUGUAAAUGAUAUGUUUUCGUGCAAUGAACAACGUUAUGGAGUUCAAUCAACUUUUGAUCAAUCACUGUCUGGAUACACAAUACAAAUUCAAAAGAACGAUACACAAGAUUUCAGAGAUGCAGAAGAGCAAGCUGAAAAAAUAGCGCAAGAAAUUGAAAGUCAACCAGCAUAUAAAGAGCGUACAGACAUUGAAAAUGGUGAUGAAAAUGAGGAAGCUAAAUUUGCUGCUGUGGAACGUCCACAAUCGAGCAGUCCGGAUGAAAUUAAAGUUGGAAAAUAUGUGGCACCGGGCCGUCGUAAACAGCAUAACACUCAAGUCGGAAAGCUCAUCCGACCGACACAAUUGAAUAGUAGUAAUAACAACAGCAGUAGUUCAAGCCAGUCGUCAGUGCCGGUCUUGUCCCCACAACAAAAUAGUAAUAAUAAAUAUUCGCCACUGGUUUCACAUUCCUUGCCGCCACAGCAAUCAGUGCAGAAAAAUUCUGCGCCACCUCAGCAAAGUGGACCACAGCCACCACUUAUUCAUCGAAUACAUAAUCAACCAUCUUUGCAACAGGUUCAAGUGUCACACAAGUUGAAUGGCGAUGAUCAAUCUAGUAAUGAAAUGAAGCACAAUCAUCAUCGACGUCAUCGACCCGAUAUUGAUAGUGAACGAAAUGAACGCGGAGACAGAAUAGAUCGAGAUAGAGUUGAUCGCAUUGAUAGAGAUAGCAGAGAAAAUCGAGACCCAAGAGAUAGAGAUAAUCGUGAACGGGAAAUACGUGAAAAUAUACGCGAUAAUAAUAAAGGCGGUCUAUCAAUGCCUCAACGAGGUGGAAUGCGUCAUUAUCCCCUUCCGAAUCAACAAAUAGUUCAAACUGGAAAUUUACCCACGUUUUCAGAAGCAAUCAGUACCAAUAAUAGCAAUAGUCAAAUGUUGGUUACGUCUCAAAUAAAUCAAAUGCCACCUCCAUCUCAUCAAGGUCCUCCACCACAUCAAACACAGGUACGAAUGUAUCACAAUUCUCCGAUGAUAGCUCAAGAUAGUCAGCAGAAUAUGCCAGCACAUAUGGUAAUUCAACAGCAGCAACAGGUUGGACCUCCGCCACAACCACAAAGAGUUCAAAGAGUUCCACAACGUGAUGAACAAAUUGCUGACUUCCGGAAAUUCAAACAAAAUUUCAUCCUUAAUUCAUCGAAGGGACAGCGUGGAAAUGAGCAAAAUCAACCAUCACAACAUCAGAAUCAACCAGAAUUGAGACCGUCACUUGAAGAAAAUGCAAAUCAAUCAAAACCGUUCUCAAAACCAUACGUAAAUCCAUUAAAGCAAUAUACUAGCCAGUCAUCUACCGAGUCAACAAUCUCUAACAUGAAUCCUGAUGAUAAGAGAUCGAUUCCGCAACAACAAUCAAAACCUGGAUCAACUCCAAGUAGCAGUAAUACGAAUCAAUUACCGGAUGCUAAGGUUGAGCAGCCCGCACAGUCAUACGUAAGCGUUGUUCAACAAACGCAAUCGCAAAAUCAGCCGCAACAGCCGCUACUUGCUCAGAAACCACCAGUUCAAUCACAAUCGAUAGGUAUUGCUACAGCACAAAAUCAACAAUCGUCAUCACCACCUGCUCAACAACAACAACAACAACAGCAACAGCAGCAGCAGCAGCAGCAGCAACAACAACAACAACAGCAGCAGCAGCAACAACAACAACAACAGCAGCAUCAACAACAACAACAACAACAACCUAUACGAGAAAUAGAACGAUCAACUCCAAAUGUACCCGAGCCACAUCAAGAAUAUCAGUCUCCUUCUUCACAAACCACACAACAAAUUUCAAAUAUAAGCUCGUCUAGCAAUUCGCCUCCUACAUCAUCCACACCACAAACACCUGGCAGCGUAGCAAAUGAUUCAAUUUCAUCUGACAAACAGAUGAGUGCACCGAAAAAGUAUACUUUAAAUCCUGCGGCAAAGCCGUUCACACCUCGAAUUCCGGUAACACCAAAUUCAUCGCGACCCCAUACGCCCCAAACACCAGGCACACAACCAAAUAAUGUUAUCACUCAAUCAGUUCAUCCAAAUAUUGCUCCCGCUGUCGCACAGCAAAAUCAAAUACCAAUGCAUCCACCACAACAGCCAACUCCCCAGCCACAACAAAUUCCCAAUCAACAUGUUACACAAGGUCCCGUUAUGACUAUGGCAUACUUUGUUCAACAACAACAAGCCUACCCAACUCCACAACAUGCUCAGCAAGCACUUGCCUAUUCAGGAGCUUCAAUGGGACUUAGAAAAUCAGGAUAUGAACGAAAGAAUCAAUUGCCUGUUUCUCAAGUUCAAGUAGCUGCUGCCUCCGCAGUAACCGGGGCGCCAUUACACGUUGCCACACCGAUGGCUCCCUAUAUUUCACCUUAUCCGCAAGCUCAUCCACAAACAUUUCAAGGACCGUAUGCGCAUAUGGUUCUGAAUAGAUACCCGGAAACUCCUCACCAACCCCAACAAUUACAGUACUUGACUGCGACUCCACCCUCGACAACGCCCUCACCUGGCCAACCACACCAACAGCAAUUUCAUCAAGGUCCUCAGCCAGCGGGCACAACACAAUAUCAAGCUCCACAACAAUUUCAAGUGAUUCCCGUUAUGAAUGGUCCACCUGUGGUAGCUACACAAUACAUGCAACCCCCAAAUUCAGGACCAUUUUUAUUAAUGCAGCCGCACCCGCAACAAUGAAAUAGUUCGAUUUUACCCUAAAAAUGCUUCUGAUAAAUUUUCAAACGCUCAUUUCUUUUUCUUCAAUUGGAAAGUGUAUCUUUAUACGUCUUCAAAUAAUUUCCGGAGUAAUUUCAGUCUUAAAAUAUUUUUUGUUGUUGAGAAUUUGAACCUAUCGCCUUUUUUUAAUUGAACAUUCAUUUCCUUUAUAACUUCUGGCAAGUCACAGUGUAGAUGAACCCGUACUUUUCGAUUUAAUCGAUAAUAGUUCUAUCAAAUUCGAAAUAAAUAUCAAAACAAGAAUGAAAAUAAUUUCAAAUGAUCGAUUAAGUUUGAAACGAAAUCGAACACAUUUUUAGUGCUGUAGUUAACACUUUUAUUUCAUACAAAUUGUACGGAACAAUGUGAUUAACUUGCAAAUUAUUUGAACGAUGAAGCGAAAUAAAUUCAUGCAAAAAAAAGCAAACAAGCGAGUAAUCGGUAUACUUUUCCAAAGUAGCUUCUGGUGCGCACAAGAAUAUUUAAAAUCGUAUUAUAUGAUUUCGAAUUAUUUUUCGCAACCCAAAAAAAAAAAAUCAAAUGUUUUUUUUUUUUUGCAUUACAUAAAUUUUAACGGUCAAUAAAUGAUACAUACCCUAAAUUUCGCGAUUUA
Contarinia nasturtii (swede midge) is the source of this 4941-nucleotide messenger RNA. RefSeq names its product ataxin-2 homolog. Gene Ontology annotation, cellular component: cytoplasmic stress granule. The transcript has 21 exons. Gene Ontology annotation, molecular function: RNA binding. The record is from RefSeq and is a predicted model, not a curated record. Bases 1026 to 4310 code for a protein of 1094 amino acids. Gene Ontology annotation, biological process: cytoplasmic stress granule assembly. NCBI's taxonomy places the organism in Eukaryota, Metazoa, Arthropoda, Insecta, Diptera, Cecidomyiidae.